CAACAACUGAAAGCUUGCAACGGGGAGAGAUUAGCGAAAGUGAUGGGUUUCGGUGAAUAAACUGAGACCGGAUGUUCUGGCACUUCUCCCCUUGUCCGUAUAUUGGGCUGCCCGAACCGGCACUAAUGUACGUAUUUUCAUCGUCGACGGAUCAAAUCGAGCUCACAUUCCGACAACCUAUGGCCCAGCGCAACUAUUUACCAACUACGGGCGCACAAGUUUUCUGGAAUGCGAUAUGUGUGACUCCAUUAUACAUAGCUCCACUGCGAGUAGAACCGAAUCUUCCCCUCUACCACCGCACCGUAUGUCGUCUCGGCCCAGUUCAACUAUGCGGGAGCUUGAAUGAAAAGUUUUCAGCAUUUUGUUCCCAGUUGGAUAGCACAGUACAAAAAAUGACGUGUGAAAUGCUCAUGGCUGCUAAUGCGAUAUUGUAUCUUGUAUCUAAUGUGUUUAUUAGAUACCUACAUUACAUAAAAUAGUUUGAUAAUAUGUACUUGGAUUAAUUAUC
Armigeres subalbatus is the source of this 508-nucleotide messenger RNA. RefSeq lists its product as uncharacterized. Bases 72 to 479 code for a protein of 135 amino acids. The record is from RefSeq and is a predicted model, not a curated record. The transcript is spliced from 2 exons. Lineage: Eukaryota; Metazoa; Arthropoda; Insecta; Diptera; Culicidae.